CAACUGUUUUCAAUUGACCACAAAUGUGAAUCAGCUAUCCUGGACCUAGACAUUAUUCUGUAGCUUACAGACCAUAUAAUCAGAUCAGCCAACUUUGUCUUCUGUGUUGCACUAUAGCUCUGAGACAAGCUAUAAGAUUACAGUAACAACACAACAAAUAUUUUAAGAAUGAAUUGUGACACGAGCACACCUAUAUCAUAUGUCCUGGAUUAUGGUGAACUCAACAUUACAGAGAUCUAUGACUAUAAUGAUUCGUUUGACUUUUCUCAAAUAGUGCCACCAUGUGAUAAGGGCAGAUUAAGAACAGUUGCACAGUCAUGCUUGCCCACUGUUUUGUCUCUGAUAUGUGCCCUGGGUCUUAUAGGUAAUGGCUUGGUUAUUGUUACAUACGUGUUUUAUAAGAACUCAAAGUCCAUGACUGACGUUUAUCUUCUCAACGUUGCAGUAGCAGACAUAUUUCUUGUGCUUACUCUCCCGUUUUGGGCUGCAUAUCAUCAUGCACAGACGUGGCAGUUUGGCACUCAUGUUUGUCGAAUGGUGAAAGGACUGUAUGACAUUAACUUCUACUGCAGCAUGCUGUUGCUGGCAUUUAUCAGCAUUGAUCGAUAUAUCGCAAUUGUACAAGCAACACGGUCCUUCAGGCUGCGGGCAAAAACAUUUGUCUACAGCAGAGCAGUCUGUGCAGUUAUCUGGUGUGCUUCUGUUCUUGUGUCUGUCCCAACAUUUAUGUACAGCGAAGCAUAUUGUUUCAGUUCAAACAGAUUUAUUUGUGACUUUAGGUAUCCUAUGAAUAAUGCAUUAGUGUUAAAAUUGGUAGCUAUAAUUUUACCACUGUGCCUUGGAUUUUUGUUUCCCUUGUUAAUUAUGUUUUUUUGCUAUGCAUUUGUCAUUGGAACCUUGCUCCAGGCUAAAAACUUUCAGAAGCACAAGGCAGUACGUGUUGUGAUUGCUGUUGUAGUCGUAUUUUUAGUUUGCAAUGUUCCAUACAAUGUGAUUUUACUUAUUGAAGCCAUAAGACUAGGCAAAAAAAACUUAACAUGCGAGGUAGAGCAGAGAUUAACAAUAGUAACUUACAUAACAGAGAGUCUGGCAUAUUUUCAUUGCUGUCUUAAUCCUUUACUUUAUGCUUUCAUAGGUGUGAGAUUUAGAAACUAUUUUCUAAGGAUUCUGCAGGACCUCUGGUGCUUGAGUAAGAAAUAUAUUACAGUAAGGCGUAGUUCUAGAUUAUCUUCUGAUGUGUUCAGCUCUAAACAGACAAAUGAGAUGUAUGACAGUGAGAAUGCAUCAUCUUUUACGAUGUAAUUUAUGGAUGUCUGGCUUCUGUAAGCAGGUAAAAAGAAAACCUGAGUAGGUAGUGUGCUAAUAUUUUACAAUCUGUUUCUGAAAGAAACCAGUCAUUCAGUUCAGCAUCAAUUAAAAUUAACAGUUAUUACAGCUCACACAUUUUACUACCUAGCUCCCAUUUUUAACUGCUGAGAAGUUGAACAUUUUGCCAGGUGAAAUACCGUCAUGAAAAUAUAAUGGUACCAACCUGUAUUUUAAGAGAUGUCUGUGAUUCUAAUCAAAUGUCUUUUAAAAUGCAUAGAAUGUAUAUUAGAAAGCUUUUAAGUAACCGUGUUAAACACAUAAAGUAUCCUUUAUGUUUUGCCAUACCUGAAUGACCAUCAGUAUAUUUAAACAAAUGUAAAGUUCCUAUAAAGAUCUGUUUUCUCACACUGA
Messenger RNA from Protopterus annectens (West African lungfish), 1719 nucleotides. RefSeq names its product C-C motif chemokine receptor 6 (gene CCR6). The record is from RefSeq and is a predicted model, not a curated record. Bases 169 to 1302 code for a protein of 377 amino acids. Gene Ontology annotation, cellular component: membrane. Gene Ontology annotation, molecular function: C-C chemokine receptor activity. Gene Ontology annotation, biological process: chemotaxis; G protein-coupled receptor signaling pathway; immune response. The transcript has 3 exons. NCBI's taxonomy places the organism in Eukaryota, Metazoa, Chordata, Ceratodontiformes, Protopteridae.